CUCCACCAGCUGGAGGGAUCCCUGGAGCAGGAGAAGAAGGUACGCAUGGAUCUGGAGCGAGCCAAGAGGAAGCUGGAGGGAGACCUGAAGCUGACCCAGGAGAGCAUCAUGGACCUGGAGAAUGACAAGCAGCAGCUGGACGAGAGGCUGAAAAAGAAGGACUUUGAGCUGAAUGCCCUCAAUGCGAGGAUUGAGGAUGAGCAGGCCCUGGCCAGCCAGCUGCAGAAGAAGCUCAAAGAGCUUCAGGCACGCAUUGAGGAGCUGGAGGAGGAGCUGGAGGCCGAGCGCACUGCCCGGGCCAAGGUGGAGAAGCUGCGCUCAGACCUGACCCGGGAGCUGGAGGAGAUCAGCGAGCGUCUGGAGGAGGCCGGCGGGGCCACGUCUGUGCAGAUCGAGAUGAACAAGAAACGCGAGGCCGAGUUCCAGAAGAUGAAGCGGGACCUGGAGGAGGCCACGCUGCAGCACGAGGCCACGGCGGCCGCCCUGCGCAAGAAGCACGCAGACAGCGUGGCCGAGCUGGGCGAGCAGAUCGACAACCUGCAGCGUGUGAAGCAGAAGCUGGAGAAGGAGAAGAGCGAGUUCAAGCUGGAGCUGGAUGAUGUCACCUCCAACAUGGAGCAGAUCAUCAAGGCCAAGGCUAACCUGGAGAAGAUGUGCCGGACCCUGGAGGACCAGAUGAAUGAGCACAGGACCAAGGCCGAGGAGACCCAGCGUUCUGUCAACGACCUCACCAGCCAGCGGGCCAAGCUGCAGACAGAGAACGGUGAGCUGUCCCGGCAGCUGGAUGAGAAGGAGGCGCUGAUCUCCCAGCUGACCCGAGGCAAGCUCACCUACACGCAGCAGCUGGAGGACCUCAAGAGGCAGCUGGAGGAGGAGGUCAAGGCGAAGAACGCCCUGGCCCACGCGCUGCAGUCGGCCCGGCACGACUGUGACCUGCUGCGGGAGCAGUACGAGGAGGAGACGGAGGCCAAGGCCGAGCUGCAGCGCGUCCUUUCCAAGGCCAACUCGGAGGUGGCCCAGUGGAGGACCAAGUACGAGACAGACGCCAUCCAGAGGACCGAGGAGCUGGAGGAGGCCAAGAAGAAGCUGGCCCAGCGGCUCCAGGACGCUGAGGAGGCCGUGGAGGCUGUCAAUGCCAAGUGCUCCUCCCUGGAGAAGACCAAGCACCGGCUGCAGAACGAGAUCGAGGACCUGAUGGUGGAUGUGGAGCGCUCCAACGCAGCCGCCGCGGCCCUGGACAAGAAACAGAGGAACUUCGACAAGAUCCUGGCCGAGUGGAAACAGAAGUACGAGGAGUCGCAGUCGGAGCUGGAGUCCUCGCAGAAGGAGGCGCGCUCCCUCAGCACCGAGCUCUUCAAGCUCAAGAACGCCUACGAGGAGUCCCUGGAGCACCUGGAGACCUUCAAGCGGGAGAACAAGAACCUGCAGGAGGAGAUCUCCGACCUGACUGAGCAGCUGGGAGAAAGCGGGAAGAAUAUUCAUGAGCUGGAGAAGGUCCGCAAGCAGCUGGAAGUCGAGAAGCUGGAGCUGCAGUCGGCCCUGGAGGAGGCCGAGAUGGGUCAGGAGCAUGCAGUGUUGUUGCUGGAGGGUCUUGGCAACUGUGAGGUCAAAACCAUUUCUUCAGUAGAGGAAGCCCCAAGUGUCCAGCACCUCCUUCCCCAGAGCACCCUGUGGUCUUGGAUGCUGGUCCUACCUCCCUGUCUCUCCCCAGCUCUUCCUCUCCUGGCUGACACCUUGCACCCUCUCCGCCUUCCUCCCCAACCUGCCCUGUGCCCUGACUGUCUACUUCAGACUGCCCUGCGGGUGAAGAAGAAGAUGGAAGGUGACCUCAAUGAGAUGGAGAUCCAGCUCAGCCACGCCAACCGCAUGGCUGCCGAGGCCCAGAAACAAGUCAAGAGCCUCCAGAGCUUGCUGAAGGACACCCAGAUCCAGCUGGAUGACUCAAUCCGUGCCAAUGACGACCUGAAGGAGAACAUUGCCAUCGUGGAGAGGCGCAACAACCUGCUGCAGGCUGAGCUGGAGGAGCUGCGGGCGGUGGUGGAGCAGACAGAGCGGUCUCGGAAGCUGGCUGAGCAGGAGCUGAUCGAGACCAGUGAGCGGGUGCAGCUGCUGCAUUCCCAGAACACCAGCCUCAUCAACCAGAAGAAGAAGAUGGAGUCGGAUCUGACCCAGCUCCAGUCAGAAGUGGAGGAGGCAGUGCAGGAGUGCAGGAACGCCGAGGAGAAGGCCAAGAAGGCCAUCACUGAUGCCGCCAUGAUGGCGGAGGAGCUGAAGAAGGAGCAGGACACCAGCGCCCACCUGGAGCGCAUGAAGAAGAACAUGGAGCAGACCAUCAAGGACCUGCAGCACCGGCUGGACGAGGCCGAGCAGAUCGCCCUCAAGGGAGGCAAGAAGCAGCUGCAGAAGCUGGAGGCGCGAGUGCGGGAGCUGGAGAACGAGCUGGAGGCUGAGCAGAAACGCAACGUGGAGUCGGUCAAGGGCAUGAGGAAGAGCGAGCGGCGCAUCAAGGAGCUCACCUACCAGACGGAGGAGGACAGGAAGAACCUGCUGCGGCUGCAGGACCUGGUGGACAAGCUGCAGCUGAAGGUCAAGGCCUACAAGCGCCAAGCCGAGGAGGCGGAGGAACAAGCCAACACCAACCUGUCCAAGUUCCGCAAGGUGCAGCACGAGCUGGAUGAGGCGGAGGAGCGGGCGGACAUUGCCGAGUCUCAGGUCAACAAGCUGCGGGCCAAGAGCCGCGACAUCGGCGCCAAGCAAAAAAUGCACGACGAGGAGUGACACUGCCAUGGAAGCUCCCUCUUGCUAACGCACAAUAAAUAUGAGUGCCAGACUCUG
Molecule: messenger RNA, 2835 nt
Organism: Vicugna pacos (alpaca)
Lineage: Eukaryota; Metazoa; Chordata; Mammalia; Artiodactyla; Camelidae
Source: RefSeq, a predicted model, not a curated record